This is a messenger RNA of Staurois parvus, 256 nucleotides long. Lineage: Eukaryota; Metazoa; Chordata; Amphibia; Anura; Ranidae. The record is from the annotation of a GenBank genome assembly.
UAGGACCAGGGGCGGACUGACCAUUUGGAAACUCGGGUACUGCCGAGGGCCCGGGGUCAGUAGGGGGCCCCAUGAGAUGCCCCUGGUACCUUUUUCAUAGGCUUUUUUUGAGUUUGGGCAAGGACACAGGGGCCCCAUGAUCCCCUAUUGCCGGGGGCCCCAUGAGUUGUCAGUCCGCCCCUGUGUAGGACCCCUGACAUCAUCAUUGAAUAUUGGCUUUGCCUCCAACAUAUUCAUAUGUAUAAGUACCAUAGGU